AUGUCCCAAGGAGUAGGAUUCGUGUACAGUGCGGACGAUACCUCUGCUGCAUCUAGCUCUAGAAUAUUUCGCUCUGAAAUGAAGCAGUAUUUUAUCGGAGUUGUAGGAGAAUGUAUACUGAACAUUAAAACGCGGUAUGAAUCACUACAUUCUUACGUAUUUAUCGUAUCCUUGAUAGCCCCGUCUUACACUGAUUGGGCUCUACAAAAUCCACUUGUCUACCAAAACAAGAGUCAUUCGACAUAUCUCCCACACCACCCCCAACAGUUCGACCUCAACAUCAACCAUCAUCCAAUCAAUCCAACCUCAUUUCCUAUCCUACACUCCAAAGCAUAA
Molecule: messenger RNA, 336 nt
Organism: Morchella sextelata
Lineage: Eukaryota; Fungi; Ascomycota; Pezizomycetes; Pezizales; Morchellaceae
Exons: 5
Coding region: 1-336 (111 amino acids)
Source: RefSeq, a predicted model, not a curated record